Messenger RNA from Acanthoscelides obtectus, 717 nucleotides. The record is from the annotation of a GenBank genome assembly. Lineage: Eukaryota; Metazoa; Arthropoda; Insecta; Coleoptera; Chrysomelidae.
GCGUGAUGUCAGUCUGGUGCCACUAAUCUCGAGCAAGUUUAAUUUUCGACUGGCAAGCGGUUGGUGACGACGACGCGACGUGGGUUUUUGUUUACUUUUUCCUGGAGUGAAUCAUGCGAGACGACCACGAAUUGAACAUUAAUUUCGUAGCCCUUGUAGAGGCAUAUCCCUGUCUGUAUGACAAUACACGGGAGGAUUCAUAUGAUCCAUGUGCAAGAACGGGCUUGGGCGAAAAUUGCAAAAGACAUUGGGGAAGGAGACAGACAGUUUGGAAAAAAUGAUUCUGGAGAUCCAAAGCAAAAAACUCAAAAGAGAAGUGUAUCCAGUUCGUCAGUACCUAGUGUAAAUAAUCCUAAAAGAAAUAAAACUACUCCGAAUCAAAUAUCUUUGGCAGAUGUUAACAAAUCUGCUUUGAAUUUUUUGAAAAAAAGAAGCAAGCACCGUAUAAACCACCUGCUUUCACUAAUGAUGAUGCCGAUGUGCAGUUUUUUGUUGAGUCUAUUGCCCGAUUUAAAAAAAAUGACAGACAAGCAGAAAAGAAAAUAUAAAGUGGGAGUCCUAAAUCUUGCCGGUGAAAUCUUGGAUGAGCCUGUAGUGUCCUCAUAUCUCUGCACCUCUCUUCUCCCCCAACGUCUAGUUAUUAUCGCUUGCUGCAGACAGCAUACCUUCUACCCGUUCCUCUUCAGCAUGUACCAGCUCUAUUCGACCUCAAUGUGA